Molecule: messenger RNA, 3154 nt
Organism: Cavia porcellus (domestic guinea pig)
Lineage: Eukaryota; Metazoa; Chordata; Mammalia; Rodentia; Caviidae
Gene: Tom1l1
Product: target of myb1 like 1 membrane trafficking protein
Exons: 15
Coding region: 387-1874 (495 amino acids)
Biological process (GO): signal transduction
Cellular component (GO): endosome; membrane
Molecular function (GO): clathrin binding; ubiquitin binding; phosphatidylinositol binding
Source: RefSeq, a predicted model, not a curated record
GCCCUGCAGCGGCGGGUCCUCCCUGCCACCCGCAGCUGAGGGGGCCCCGCGGCCGCCGGGCUCCCCGAUCUCCGGGGAUCUCUCUCCCUUUGCCCCGUGGGGUCACCCGGGGUGAACAGUCUGCAGGUGCCUGACUCUGCCCUAAGCGGUUCACGUCCUCCCGAAUUCCCGCGUCGUCCCGGUUCGUGUCACUGACCCAUCGUCGAGUUCCGCACGGGGCAGCGGAAGGGGCGCCGGGAGCACCCUGGCUGCAGGCGCCGGGCUCGGGUCCGGGGCGCGGGCGCACGGCGCGCCACCUCCGCUGGAGCGGGAGGAGGAGCCCGGAGCGGGUGGAGCCGGGAGGCGGCGGCGGAGGCGGAUUUCCUGGGCCCGGCCGCCUGGAUACCAUGGCGUUUGGGAAGGGCCACCGCGACCCCUACGCGACCUCCGUGGGCCACCUCGUGGAAAAAGCUACAUUUGCUGGUGCUCAGACUGAAGACUGGGGUCAAUUCAUGCAUAUCUGCGAUAUAAUUAACACUACGCAGGAUGGGCCAAAAGAUGCAGUGAAAGCUUUGAAGAAAAGGAUUUCCAAAAACUACAAUCAUAAAGAAAUCCAACUCACCUUGUCACUUAUUGACAUGUGUAUGCAGAACUGUGGGCCGAGUUUCCAGGCUCUGAUUGUGAAGAAGGACUUCAUUAAAGAUAGCCUCGUGAAGCUGCUGAACCCCAGGUUCACCUUGCCUUUAGACAUUCAGAAUAGAAUCUUGAAUUUUAUUAAGACCUGGUCACAAGGUUUCCCAGGAGGUGUGGAUGUAAGUGAAGUGAAGGAAGUGUACCUUGACCUGCUGAAGAAAGGCGUUCAGUUUCCUUCCUCAGAUGCAAACGCUGAAGCCACAACACAGGAGACUCCGCGGAGCUUAUCGAGUCCUCCGACCCCUGUCCCAACCGCACCAGCUCUUUCUCCUGUAAUUACUGCCAGGAGCACAACUAUUACAUUGGUCCCAGAACAGAUUGGAAAAUUGCACAGUGAGUUGGAUAUGGUGAAAAUGAAUGUGAGGGUGAUGUCUGCCAUCCUGAUGGAGAACACUCCCGGGUCUGAAAACUCUGAUGACCUCGAGCUUCUACAGAAACUUUAUAAGACGGGUCGGGAGAUGCAGGAGAGGAUCAUGGACCUGCUCGUGGUGGUAGAGAAUGAAGAUGUAACCAUUGAGCUAAUCCAAGUGAAUGAAGAUCUGAACGAGGCCAUUCUUGGCUAUGAGCGGUUUAUUCGAAACCAACAAAGGCUUUUGGAGCAAAAUAAAAUCCAGAAUGGAACUGCCAAUACCUCCAGCGAGCCUUCCGCACCGUCUUCUGACCUCCUUGACCUAAGUCCCAGCCCCUUGAUGCCUCCAGCCCCUCAGGGAGACUUCAACAGCAUGAAUGCUCAGCUUUCAGACUUAAGUUUCAGCUCUCCAAGUCCUAUUGUAACAAACAACUCAAAUUCCUGUGUUUAUCCACAUGUGGACUUGCUAGCCUUGGAAAAUACAGAAGUAUCCGUGUUUGCCCAAAGGACCAGCCCAAACCUCACUUCAAGUCAUACAUAUGCUAAUUUGCCACAGCACUCAAGUUCAGUAUUACUACAGCCGAUCAGUCUGCAGACCACCACGACACCACCAAACCAGAGGCCACCAUCUUUGCUUAAUAAUCAUCCAGCGAUGACAAAGAAUGAUCUCCAGGGACCCAAUUACUACGAGGUAAUGGAGUUUGAUCCCUUAGCUCCUGCUGCCACCGCAGAGCCUGUUUAUGAAGAAAUUGAUGUUCAUCUCUACAAAGGAGCUCAAAGUAAUAGUGACUACAGAGGUAAAAACUUCAACUUACACACCUUACAUUUCAGUCCAAAUAAUUUCAUUCAGUAAAUUAUCACGUUCUAUACUCAGUAUUUUUGAUUUAUAAGGGACAUCUGAAUCUGAAACUCAGAUUAGUGAGGCUGUUUCACAGAAUCAAACUGUCGUGAAUUAUUGUGAACUAAUAAAAAACCUUUAUGAUCUUAUCAGCUAAAAAUAAUGAAGCUUGGGAAUGUACAAUUUGGUUUAUGGUACAGAAAUAUUAACAUGAACAAAACCACAUGAAUAGAAGUCCUUAGUAUGGAAAUCUGACAUCUGGCUUUAAUAUGAAGUUAAUAUCUGUUGAACAGCACCAACAGAAUCUAUUAUUAGUCCUCCAAAUUAGUCUGAGUUUUCCCAUUGUUUUGUACUAGCCAUCUCAUUUAUUUACCAAUAUUCACCAGUGAUCUAUUAAUUUUAUUUAUUCAUUUCACAUCUUCCUCCAUGGGAGAGAAAAGCACAUUCCCAUCUUUUUUCCAUGUAAUGAUGGCUUUCUAAGUUCCGAAUAGAGAAAUACAAGGAAGAGUUACUAAGGAGUGCAAAAGAACAGGAUGGAGAUUGGCCCAUUUCCUCUUUUUAUUUUAGGUUAAAGUGAUGAUCAUCAUCUCACUAGUACCAGAGGGGUACCAGCUUCCUAAAGAGUAGUCCCUGUCCAGCUCUGAGGCCUGGAAGACAAGACCUACCAACAUGUGAAAGCCACACCUGACUUGAAGUGUAAACACUAGUGUAACCGUUCCCGGGUAACAGAUGGUUCCUCACAACACUCAAGAUUUACUUCAGUAGAACACGAGUAUAAUAAAUAUUGACUCAACACUUGAACGGAAGAAAAAUUAGUUAGUAUUUAGGUCAACCAGUUUAAUCACAGUACCUUAUGAAGCACAGGACUUCCUAUACAGAAAAAUCAUCACAUAGCUGUGAUAAACGUAGAUGAAGAUGUAAGCAGUAAAUGUGAGAAACUAAAUUAUUCAGGAAGACUACUACUGAGUGCCUUCAUUUAACUAAAAUUGAAUGUCGAAGUCAAUUUGCACUUCUUUAUAAAUGACACUUUUUUUUAGAACUGUAAUAAAGACUUGAUGAUUGUAGUUUAAUUAUAUUUCAAGUGUCCUGAAGAGGUCACUAGACUUUGCAUCACAUGGCCUUGAAUUAUGAUUCUUUAUAAUGCUAAAUGUUUACCUUUUUACUAUAAUUAAUAUUUCUAUUUGGAAAAAUACUGCUAAACCUUCUGAAUGAACUGUAUUCACUUACAUAAAUUACAAUGACAAAUAUUAAAUGUGUAAUUGAAAACAUUAAAAUAAUAAAAUUUUUUUAAAGAA